Messenger RNA from Daphnia magna, 3071 nucleotides. RefSeq names its product exostosin-3 (gene botv). Gene Ontology annotation, molecular function: glycosyltransferase activity. The record is from RefSeq and is a predicted model, not a curated record. The transcript is spliced from 11 exons. Lineage: Eukaryota; Metazoa; Arthropoda; Branchiopoda; Diplostraca; Daphniidae. The coding region runs from base 246 to 2951 and encodes 901 amino acids. Gene Ontology annotation, cellular component: membrane.
AAAUUGUAUGUUGGUUUGUUUAUGAUUUAGAAACUUAACUAUGGCGCCGUAUGAUUUUAUUCACCUGUUAUUUGUAUCAACUGUGGAACUAUGAAUUAAACUAACCAAGUCAUUUUAGUUUUCCAAGACCGCGACGUUAGCUAGAAGAGACCUCUUUAAUUUACACUGAUCGUUGGACUCCAAACAUGGUUUAUCUAAACUAAAGCAUCAUUAGAAGCUGGUUUUCCGUAGAGCCCUCAAGAAGUAUGGAAACUUUCGAAUUUCGUCCGAUCCUAUCGGGUCUUCCCUACCAGAAAAGCAACCGUGACGGAAGUUUUUGUCAUUGGCUUUCUACCAUUCGACUGUCUCGUAUAAUUUUGUGUAUAUUGGUGGUUCUAGUCAUCGUCCCUAUCAUAACUCAUUAUUAUUUGUCCGAUGUGGGAAGUGAACAAUCCAAAUCAUUCCAUUCCAGAAACAAACUUGACCUUCCAGAUGAUCUGGGUUCAAUCAAAGCCAGUGAAGUGAAAAUCCGUAUUGAAGAAAUGUUGAGGAUUAAAAUGUCAGUCAACAAUGAACUACGCGAUUUGGAAGCCAAAAGGCAGAAGCUGCAAAGCGAAAUUUCUUCUUUAGGAAUGAAGAUUGAAGAGCUAAAAAAUGAAGCUGGAAGAAAGGUAAUUGACCUUGAUCGCAUCAAACUGUCAAUCAGUCAAGCAGAAGUUGCUCACUUGGAAAUCCUUGAAAGAAAUCAGCCUGAACUUAGAUUACCUGCUAAGUUGGAACCCAAUCCUUUGAUUGACAUUCUUCCAAUGCCAAAUCAUGAUGUUGAAUCAAACUGCAGCAUUUAUUCUUGCAUUGAUUUCUCAAGGUGCUCCCUUGUGUCAAAUUUCCCUGUCUAUGUUUAUCCUUUUAAUGGAGAAGGAUAUGAAGAACGGAUAUCAGCUUCAUUGUCGCAAACAUUAAACUACAAUCCCCAUAUAACAUCUAAUGCUCAAGAAGCCUGUCUUUUUAUCUACGUUAACUCUUCUCCAGAAUCAGAAUUACGAAAAAAUCUACAAAAUUUAUCCCAUUGGGCUGGCGAUGGUCGCAAUCACAUUAUUUUUCACAUUGGCUUUUUUCCGAAAGAAAUGCCAUCUUUGAUUUCUCAUGCUGUCAAUGAAAACUCUACUUUUGGAAGAGCUAUGAUUGUUCAGUCAGUGUUUCACACAUACCGACCUCAUUUCGACCUGCUCGUUCCCCCGUUACUUGGACCUCCUGGAAGUGAUGUUUGGUAUGACUUGCCAUCUCUAACGCCUGCCAGACGGCGAUACCUACUGUCUUACAGUGGUCACCUGCAAAGCUCCUCUGAAGUCCAAAAAACGUUAGAACAGCUAACAGCAUCUAGUACCAGCGAUGAGUUUUACUUCGAAUUUCAAUGUUUUCACCCAAAAAACGAAUCGGAUAGUUCCUUAUGCGGCACCGUUCAGACAAGAUCUGCCGUUUUACAACAGUCGACGUUUGUUUUGAUUCCCUUACCUCAUACCGAUCUUACCUCAUUGGCUGUUCAGUUGAGACUGUACGAGGCUUUAAAAUAUGGGUCGAUUCCCAUCAUGGUUGGGAACCACAAUGCCAAAUUUCUCCUUCCGUAUGAGGAUGUGAUUGACUGGAACCGUGCAAUCAUUAAACUGCCAACGUCGAGGUUACCCGAGUUGCAUUUCUAUAUUCGGGCCGUGACAGACCGCGAUAUUCUUGCUAUGCGACGUCAAGGGCGUGUUUUGUGGGAAAAAUAUUUCGGUUCUAUUCAAAGCAUUGUUGAUAGCGUUAUAGCCGUCUUCCGUCACAGGAUUGGCAUACCACCACCAGCUAUUCUCGAUGAGCCAUCACCGUCUGUCUUCAACGAAACUUUUGUGCCUUUGAAGACUGAAGCUGCCAUUCAAGAUAUAAAUGGAGACCUAGACGAAAAUCUGGGACCCAUAGAGCCAGCUUAUCCAUCGCCGAAAUUUCAGCGCAAUCUGACGUUUUCGCUUCUGCAUGGAUACGAGAUGUGGAAUACAUGGACCCACCCUUUUCAUCUGUUUCCGCAAACACCGUACGAUCCCGUGAUGCCUUCAGACGCUAAAUUUAUUGGAUCUGGUCUUGGAUUUCGCCCCAUCGCUGGUGGGAGCGGUGGUUCUGGCAAAGAGUUCAGCGAGAACCUAGGUGGUAAUAUACCACGCGAACAGUUCACAAUCGUCAUUCUCACAUACGAACGAGAACAAGUGCUGAUAGAAUCCGUUGCCCGAUUGAAUGGAUUGCCUUAUCUCCACAAAGUUGUGGUCGUUUGGAACUCCCCUAGACCUCCGUCUCCCGAUCUUAAAUGGCCAGAAAUCGGAGUUGAAGUUCAUGUUAUCCGCACUUUGAAAAACAGUCUUAAUAAUCGAUUUUUACCGUACGACGUGAUCGAAACUGAAGCUGUUUUAUCGGUGGACGAUGAUGCCCAUUUGAGACAUGAUGAAAUAAUUUUUGGAUUCAGAGUAUGGCGUGAGCAGCGUGAUAAAGUGGUGGGUUUUCCCGGCCGGUUUCAUGCUUGGGAUUUAGAACACAAAAACUGGGCAUACAAUUCCAACUAUUCGUGCGAACUGUCCAUGAUUUUAACAGGUGCAGCCUUCUACCACAAGUACUACAAUUAUCUCUAUAGUCUCGUUAUGCCACAGGCUAUUAGAGAUAAAGUAGAUGAAUUUAUGAAUUGUGAAGAUAUAGCCAUGAAUUUCUUAGUUUCACACAUCACUAGACAGCCCCCAGUCAAGGUAACAUCCCGUUGGACCUUCCGUUGCCCGGGAUGCCCUGUAUCGCUCUCUGAAGAUGAAACGCAUUUUCAAGAGAGGCAUAAAUGUAUAAACUUUUUUGUAAAGGUGUACGGCUAUAUGCCCUUACUCAACACACAGUUCCGAGUAGACUCGGUUUUGUUUAAAACGCGGAUACCACAUGACAAACAAAAGUGUUUCAAAUUUAUUUAACUGGAAAGCUUAAACAAUUUUAAUGGAGGCCACUCAUACCAAUUAUUUUCAUUCGUGUUGUAAAACCAUUCACCAUGAGUCAUUCUUGUUCAUGAAUACAAUGCAAAUUACAUUACCUAA